This is a messenger RNA of Sordaria macrospora k-hell, 2046 nucleotides long. The record is from RefSeq and is a predicted model, not a curated record. Lineage: Eukaryota; Fungi; Ascomycota; Sordariomycetes; Sordariales; Sordariaceae.
AUGGCCAUUCUUCGAAAACCCGCCCUCGUACUCGGUCUGCUGGUUCUCGGAACGACAGCCGCCCCAUUCCCCGAAAGCCAUGUCCACCGUCUCGAUACUAGAGCAGUACCCGAUACUCAUGCUCUCCAUGAACGGGCAAUGCCUCACUGGGGAAGGAAAUGGGACAAGAGAGGACCCGUGCCCUCAAACACUCUUCUUCCAAUGCGCAUCGGGUUGAAACAGGCCAAUCUGGAUGUAGGACACGACUUGCUCAUGGACAUAUCGGAUCCCAAAUCACCCAACUAUGGGCAACACCUCAGCAGAGAGGAUGUUGUCAAGAUGUUCUCACCCGCUUCCGAGACCGUAAAGGCCAUCACGAAAUGGAUCACCUCCGCAGGGAUUUCCGAGGACCGGAUAUCUCGCUCCGAGAACAACCAGGUAUCCCUACCCUCUUCGCAUCAUUGUCUCUCAAAGACCCCUGAAGUGAUCAUUGACCCCGGAUAUACCUAUAUACAGUGGCUUCAGUUCGACGCCAACGCAACCGAGGCAGAAGGCCUUCUCUAUACAACCUACUACAUCUACAAACACCUUCCCACCGGAUCCAAGGCCAUUGCCUGCGACCAGUACCACGUUCCGCAUCACGUGAGGGAACACGUUGACUACAUCACCCCGGGCAUCAAGUUGCGUCCUGACCCAGCCAAGGUUCGAUCUUCGAAGCGCAACCAACGCCGAGCUCGACAUGUUCAUACGGAGGAAAAGAGGGGAUUCCAACCUACUCAUCACGGGUUGAUGGACCCAGGAUUCGACAUCCUGCCUCCAUUGAACGACACCCAAUAUGGUCUACCCGAAGGAACAACGGCAACGCCAGGCAACGAGCUCGGCAUAUUUGAGGGUCUCAAUGACCACUACGUCAAAGAGGACUUGGGCGCCUACUUUAGCAACAUGUACCCGAAAAUCCCCAAUGGCACCUACCCCAUCGAAAAGCUCAUCAACGGGGCCAUUGGUGCCGCCCGGAUCCCCACCGAAUACGGCCGCGAGUCCAACCUGGAUUUCCAAGCCGCUUGGCCAUUGAUCUGGCCACAAAAGACAGUCUUGUUCCAAAUGGAUGAUCCGUACUAUGAGAAGAACCAGACGGAGGAGAAUACGCCUUUUAAGGGAUUUUGGAAUACCUUCUUCGACGCCCUCGACGGCUCCUACUGCAGCUACUCGGCAUUCAACCAAACAGGCGACUGCACCGACCCGUCCUGUCUCGACCCCAUCUACCCCAACCCAUUCGCCAAUUCUUCCAACACGGACAAAUACGAAGGCGCCCGUCAGUGCGGCGUAUACGACCCCACCCCCGUGAUCUCCAUCUCGUACGGCGGCGGGGAAGGCGACCUCCCGGCUUCGUAUCUCCAGCGCCAGUGCUCCGAGAUCAUGAAGCUGGGCUUGCAAGGGGUAACCGUGGUGGUGGCGUCAGGCGAUUACGGCGUUGCGUCAUACCCGGGCGAUUACGGUCACGAGAACGGGUGUGCUGGCUCUGGCGAAAGAAAGGGAAAGGUGUUUUACCCGGAUAGCGAUGCCACUUGUCCGUAUAUGUUGGCGGUUGGGGCUACGGAAUGGAUGCAGCCUCUGCCUGCUUCCAAUGUCACGAACUCAACCAACGCUGGACCGUUUCCGUUGACGGAAAGAGCCACUUCGGAGUUCGCGUCGGGAGGAGGUUUUUCCAACAUUUUUUCUGCACCAUCAUAUCAAAUUUCCGUCGUCGAAUCGUAUUUUGCGAAAGUUGAUUCGCAACUCAAUUUCACCGGCUACGACAUCUCACAGCCCGUCGCGAACUAUUUCACAAUCGACAAUGACAGUCAAUUCGGACCUGGGGGUGUCGGGGUCUUCAAUAGAGCAGGCCGUGGCUAUCCUGACGUCAGCGCUAUUGGCGAUGGCUAUAUUUAUCGGUUCGCUGGUCGUUGGGACACGGCUCGAGGCACGUCGCUGGCGGCUCCGGUGUGGGGGGCUGUGUUGACUUUGUUGAUUGAGGAGAGAAUCAAGGCGGAGGGGAAAGAAUGGGAAUGGAAGGUUGGGAUUUGUUAA